AUGGGCGGCGCAGGUGGGCCGAGCCCCUCGAGGAGCUGCGGCGACACAGAGCAUGCGAAAGAUGGUGGUAGGAGCGGAGGUACGAAGGUUACCAGUAGUGAGGCUGAGAGCACAAGGGAGGGAAUUGCAGUGCCCGUUGAACACUAUCCGGCCUGCAGAUUUCAGCCGCACUGGGCUGAUCCGUGGGCUAAAUCCUUUAAGAGAAAGCCCAUCAGGCCCAUCAACAAGGUCCUUCUACAAACAGUGGGUGGGUUCGUUCUGUCGAGGCCUCUCGUUCCGAUCCGUCUUCGCCGGCCGGCCGGCAUCACCACCAGUCCACCACCACCAUGGCCGCCGCCACCACCACCACCUCCGCGGCCGCAACCGUCUACUCGUCGCGUCCGCCUCCCCUCCUCCAACGCCACCUUCGUUUCCUUCCCGCGGCGGCCGCUCCCCGCCACCACCCUCGCCCUCUCCGCCCCCUCCCAGCUGUCGCUGGUGCCGGCGGCCAACCCCAAGUACCACAACGCGAAGGUGGACGCGGGAGACGAGGACGUGGAAGGGGAGGAGCUCCUGCGGCGGUUCAACUGGCAGGUGUCCCGCGCGGGCGUCAUGGAGGAGAUCAGGCGGAGGAGGCACGAGGACGCGCGGGACAAGCGCAAGUGCAAGGCGCGGUCGGCGGCGAGGAGGUUCCGCCGGAGGCGCUUCAAGGGCCCAUAUCCUCUCAACGAUAACCAGGGGCUGAAGGAGCAGGCCUCUGAUGAUGAUGAGAACGACAACUGGGAGCUCCCUGUAGGAGAGUUGCCUUCUUACAGGUAG
Molecule: messenger RNA, 798 nt
Organism: Miscanthus lutarioriparius
Lineage: Eukaryota; Viridiplantae; Streptophyta; Magnoliopsida; Poales; Poaceae
Source: the annotation of a GenBank genome assembly